AGGGGGACAGGGUCCGGAACAGAGUUCGCGUUAUUUUUCACACUUGUUGUGGACAUUUAUUUUGCGAUGGACUCGCAGCCUCCUCCAAAGCCGUGGGAAAGGCGGAUUCCAGGGGCAAUGAGCGCACCUGUAAAUUACAGAUCUACAAACUUUGGACCGGCUGCAGGCCCCUCCACCUCUGCAGGUCCUCCUGUCCUGACCAGAAUGGUUCCCCCUGUGCCUCCUCGUCCCGUCCAGCAGACCUACCGUCCAUCCUACAGCUCUUUCACCUCCUCUUACAGCCCCUAUGGGAGCUCCAUAUACGGUGGCUAUAGCCCCUACAGCUAUGGCGGUGGCUACGGCAUGGGAGGGUACAGCCGCCUUUCUCACACGGAAGACGUUGCCCCCAGUCGGUUUGUGCAACAGGCGGAGGAGAGCAGUCGCGGUGCCUUCCAGUCCAUCGAAAGCAUCGUCCAGGCUUUUGCUUCUGUCAGUAUGAUGCUGGAUGCCACCUUUUCAGCCGUAUAUAACAGUUUCCGUGCCGUGCUGGACGUAGCCAACCACCUGACACGGCUGCGUGCGCACCUCACCAGAGUUCUGUCAGCCUUUGCUCUAGUACGCACCUUGCGCUACCUGUACAGACGGUUGCAGAGGCUGCUGGGACGAAGGUCAGACACCGACGUUGACGACUUGUGGGCAGACAGUGCGAGUGAUGCCUUGGCCACGAGUGUAUCCAGAGGGGAUGGAACAGGGAUGGAGGGUCAGCCCGUGAAGUCCUGGCCAAUCUUUCUGUUUUUCGCUGUAGUUUUGGGGGGACCCUACCUUAUUUGGAAACUGCUGAGCUCCAGCUCUGGCUCUGAAGAAAAUGCCACUAACUGGGCGAGCGGGGAGGACGACCACGUGGUGGCCAGAGCAGAGUACGACUUUUCAGCUGCAUCUGAGGAGGAGAUUUCUCUGCGGGCUGGAGACAUGCUCAACCUCGCCCCGAAAGAACAACAGCCCAGAGUGCGUGGCUGGCUGCUGGCCAGCGUGGAUGGACAGACCACUGGACUUGUCCCAGCUAACUACGUCAAGGUCCUAGGCAAAAGGAGAGGCUUUAAGCAUGCAGAGAUGGAGAGGCUGGCUCAGGUGCAGCAGGAGAACACACAGGCCUCCCAGACAGCCCCCGCUUCACACCCACAAUCAGAUCCUGCUCGAGGCUUCACCUCAGGCCUGGCUUCCUCCUCCGCUCCCUCAGAGGAGCUGCUAGAGUCAGCGUACAGAGAAACACCAGCCUCCCUCAGUUUGGGAACAUCCCACUCCAGUUUUCCCUCCAAUACGGUGCUGAACAUCCCCGAGAAGACCGACCUGUGAUGUGCAUGUGUGCAUUUUUUGGUAUGCAAGUCUUUAUGUGUUCAUAACAUUUAUUGGCUCAGUCAGUUGUUUUUUUUUUUUUGCAGUGUUAAACACUGAAACUUGACUAACAGUCAGCUGACGGUAGAUGUGUGGGGAAACCCUGUACACUGUACACCUCAUGCAAAAUUGCUUAAAGUAGUUCCCUGGCUCAUCUGUAAUGAUACAAAUCAUGGAAGACGAUCUGGACUCUGAUAAGGUUAUCGGUCAAAAAUGGUUUUCAUACACAGGUUGUGCUGUAUCUCAAAUUAGGAGUUUAUUCUUACAUUUCUUCAGUCAGAGCGUGUACACGAAAAGUUUUGUCUGAUUUAAGAUGUCAUGCUAUUGAGAUUGAUUACAAUUAGUUUAAUGUCUUAAGUAAAUGAAGUGCACUGAUACAUCAUGUGUAUACUGACGGUGUAAGGACAAAGCCAGGAUAUUUUGUUUGAUUACGUUGCGUUUUUUGUUUUUUCGCCCUCACUUAUCAGCUACGUGGUUCUCUGCAUUUUCUUCACUGUGAAGUAAAUGGGAUUGGAUUCGUUCAGAAUGAGUAAGGGCUCAUUUUGCACAUAUUCAGCUGUUCGUUUGUCACAGAAAGUAAUUUUUAAAAUAUUUAAUAAAAUUAUUUUGAAAAUAAAUAUUGUAAAAAAAAAAUCAUGUUUUGUGUAAUAUCUUCAUCAAGCGAAUAGGAGUGUAAAAUUG
This is a messenger RNA of Plectropomus leopardus (leopard coralgrouper), 2052 nucleotides long. It is a transcript of the gene pex13, whose product is annotated as peroxisomal biogenesis factor 13. Gene Ontology annotation, biological process: protein import into peroxisome matrix, docking. NCBI's taxonomy places the organism in Eukaryota, Metazoa, Chordata, Actinopteri, Perciformes, Serranidae. Gene Ontology annotation, cellular component: peroxisomal importomer complex; peroxisomal membrane; peroxisome. Gene Ontology annotation, molecular function: protein binding. The record is from RefSeq and is a predicted model, not a curated record.